This is a messenger RNA of Aspergillus welwitschiae, 1521 nucleotides long. Its product is annotated as putative tRNA-specific adenosine-34 deaminase subunit Tad3. The transcript is spliced from 3 exons. The coding region runs from base 1 to 1521 and encodes 506 amino acids. The record is from RefSeq and is a predicted model, not a curated record. NCBI's taxonomy places the organism in Eukaryota, Fungi, Ascomycota, Eurotiomycetes, Eurotiales, Aspergillaceae. Gene Ontology annotation, molecular function: catalytic activity.
AUGGACGUAGAGGAGAUUCUCCGUGGCAUCAAGCCCCUCGAGGGCCAAGUCACCGCAAUUCGGACCGUUCAGGAAACGCGUCCCCGCGAAGACUACGCCGAUGCCUACAUCACCGAAGUCAACGUCAAAUGUGCCUCGAAAGUGAUCAAAGUCCUGGACUCCCGCUUCCCCCGCGACUCCUCCCAACCACUAAGCCACCUCCGCCGCUUCGCAAAACACAACCAACUCCCCGAACACCUCCGUCCCAUCCUCCUCCACGAGGGAUCCUCCCCCGCGCAAACUAUCUUCGUGCUAGUCUCCCCGCCUCUCCCUGACCUCGAAUCCCUCCAAGAUGCUCUAUCGCCAUUCGCACCCCCAACCCCUGCUGGGGAGGAGAACAGCAACAACCCCCUCACCUUCCACACCAUCCGCAUCCCCCUCCAACCCCCCCUCACCCCCGUCCAAGCCGACGCAUGGUCCAAAAGCAUGUGGCCAGUCGUCUACAACCCCGCCGCGCCCCGCGCCAUGAUCGCCCCGCCACCACACAUCCUAGCCCGCGCGCGCGACUCUAUCCAGCCCAAAGCAGGCCGGUACCUCGCUCUAGCGCAAAGAGUCGCAGACGAGGCCGAACGAUCAGGCCUAGGCCGGCGUGUCGGCGCCGUCGUCGUGGAUCCAGACCUUGAAGCAACGAUCGCCGAGCAAGCCGCAACCGACGACAAUGACAAUGACAACGACAAUGGAAUCCACUGGUCCGACGCAGUCGUCGCAGUAGCCGGCGACGGACGAUACUCCCGCGCAGACACGGGCACAGAACCUCCAAACCCUCCCAACCAAUACGCAACAACCUACUCCCCCGACCACGAAGGCGGACCCGAACUCCACGCCCUAAUGCGCGCCGUGGAACUCAUCGCCAGUAAACGUCGCGAAGACCGUCCCGGCUCAUCAACUACAAACCGGCCCUGUCUUACGGACGUGGAGAGAUACUUCCUGUCUAAGUCAGACACCGACAUUACUGCUACACAGCCAACCGAACCCGAACCCGAAUCAAAAGAGUCUACUCCAGUGCCGCCACCGGAAAAAUACCAAAAAACUACAGAAACCACCGCACAUCCCAUCCAUACCUCCACAUCUACAGGCACAUCCACAUCGCGCAUCCGCCCCCGCUCCCAAGGCGGAUACCUCUGCACAGACCUAGACGUAUACCUGACCCACGAGCCAUGCAUCUGCUGUAGCAUGGGUCUGCUGCUCUCGCGCUUCCGGGCUGUGGUGUUCCCUCGUUCGGGGAGGAUGGUGUCGGGUGGAUUGGCGUCGGAGCCGGUGGUUAGGCCUGUACCUGCUGAGGAAGAUGAGAAUGAAAAUGAGAAUGAGAAUGAGAAUGGGAUUGGAGCUGAAAAGACGGAUGAUGAUGGAUCGGUGGAAAGGGAGUAUUAUGGGUUGCAUUGGCGGAAGGAGUUGAAUUGGCGGGCGUUGGGGUUUGAGUUUGUGGAAGAGCUGGAGAAUGGAGAGGGGAGUGCUGAGUUGGGGGUGGCGUUUCAUGCUUGA